Molecule: messenger RNA, 1443 nt
Organism: Camarhynchus parvulus
Lineage: Eukaryota; Metazoa; Chordata; Aves; Passeriformes; Thraupidae
Gene: NDUFV2
Product: NADH:ubiquinone oxidoreductase core subunit V2
Exons: 8
Coding region: 122-856 (244 amino acids)
Biological process (GO): mitochondrial electron transport, NADH to ubiquinone
Molecular function (GO): NADH dehydrogenase activity
Source: RefSeq, a predicted model, not a curated record
UGCGCGCUGCCGGUCUCCUUGGCGCGGCGCGGCGGAGGGCGAGCCCGGGCCUCAAGGAGAGGGAUCGGGACAAGGAGGAGCAGCAGGAGCAGCAGGAGCGGGGACUGCCGCUGCCGCCGCCAUGCUCCUGUGCGCUGUUCUGCGCGCCGCGGCCGCACACUCGGCAAGACAGAUCCGAUACUUGCACGGAACAGCAGAGCGCAAUGCCACUGGAGCCUUAUUUGUGCAUAGAGAUAGUCCUGAAAACAAUCCAGAUACUCCCUUUGAGUUCACACCUGAUAACCUAAAGCGAAUAGAAGCGAUCAUAAACAACUACCCAGAGGGACACAAGUCUGCAGCUGUCAUGGCAAUACUGGAUUUGGCCCAAAGACAGCACGGAUGGCUGCCCAUAUCAGCUAUGAACAAGGUGGCUGAAGUUUUAGAAAUGCCUCCCAUGAGAGUCUAUGAAGUAGCAACCUUCUACACCAUGUACAAUCGCAAACCUGUUGGGAAAUACCACAUUCAGGUCUGCACCACCACGCCAUGCAUGCUGCGAGACUCUGACAGCAUUUUAGAAGCCAUUAAGAAGAAACUUGGUAUUAAAGUUGGGGAAACAACAUCUGAUAAGCUCUUCACGCUGAUAGAAGUGGAAUGUUUAGGUGCUUGUGUAAAUGCACCAAUGGUACAAAUAAAUGACAAUUACUAUGAAGAUUUGACACCCAAAGAUAUUGAAGACAUAAUUGAUGAGCUGAAGGCUGGCAAAGUUCCCAAACCAGGCCCAAGGAGUGGACGUUUUUCUUGUGAGCCAGCUGGUGGCCUUACUUCCCUGACUGAACCACCCAAAGGACCAGGUUUUGGAGUUCGAGAUGAUCUCUAAGGAUUUUUGUAAUAUAAGAUAAACUGUCUGAAAAGAAUAAAAUAUCUUCAAUCUCAGUAAAGUUAUGCACAUUCUAAUGUUUUGCUUUUAAAAAUUAACAGCAAUUAGACUAUCUAACUUACUGUGGUUUUAACUACAGCACAGUUUAAUCACAAUUCCAGAUUAUAAGAAAAGUGGUUCUGUAGACUGUGUAAAGUGACUCCCUGAGCAUGUCCACUUACAGUCAACGAGAGAUGAAAUGUUGCAUCUUUUGAUCUGUCAUUGAAAAUUUCAGCUUUUUUUAAAGCUCUUUGAAGAAGCAACAAAACUAAAUUACAAAUCUGGCAAAGGCACAAGGAACCAAACUGAAAGGAGAUCAUCUGACAAAACUUCAUUGAGUUACUUUUAUUGGCAAUUUAUAAUCAAACAAACACACACAAACAGGAAAGGUUAUCUGAGCUGUGUUGUAUAAAAAAAUCUCAUAGGUUCAGUUAGAAGUGGUUCUUCUUAAGCUUAAUGCUUCUUAAUAUCAUUCUGUAAUCAGGAAAAAUGUAAAGCCCCAAAGAGCAGCAGUAUUCUACUAAAAGAAUUAAUAGCAACAGAAACCA